Trichobilharzia szidati is the source of this 727-nucleotide messenger RNA. Lineage: Eukaryota; Metazoa; Platyhelminthes; Trematoda; Strigeidida; Schistosomatidae. The record is from the annotation of a GenBank genome assembly.
UGUGAUGUGAAGCUGCCUGUUAAAUCGUUUGCGAUGCUAGAAAUUUUCGAACGAAAACUAAAAAACCGAAAGUAUUUCGAGGAUAUAAUGUGCCAACUGUCAUUUAAGGUGCAGAAUAACGUCACCACAUCUACGCGCCGAUUGCUGAGCGCAGUCAUCUCUAAAAACUUAGCAAGAUUAAUGUCAUAUAAGGGUACUUCGGAAAAGACUGGUAUCCGAGAUUUCACAUUUUUCCAGCUUAUAAUUAUUGAUGUCAUCACUCGUAAACAAAUACAACUUGGUUCCACAGAGGAGGACACAAUCGAUUCGAUAGUCAAAGCCACUAAAAACUGGUGCCAUGAUCAGCGGCUAAGGAAGAAAUUGGAUUUAUCACCAGAAGAGAUGUGUGCCGACGACAUUCAACUUGGGCCUGCUAGCAGUUCACAAUCUAUUGAAUUUACACAACCACAAUGCCCAUUUCUUACCUUACUGAGGAAACAUAAACUGGGUUGUUUUGUGAAGGCAGUACGUCAUUUUGUGAACUUCAUGAAUCGUACAGAUUGCAUUCUAUUUUAUUCACUGAGUACUGAAAGUAAACUAUGAGGGAAGUCACAUUUCCAAGGAGGAUGUAAUUCAAGGCUUAUAUCAACAACUGUCGUCCCCUAUUUCAUCAUGAAUGUAUCAAUAGAGUUGUCCGUCAUUGACUUCAGGGACUUACGUACCAGGGGACAGUCUCGUCUACUGAGUG